UUUAAAUUCGCGCAGGAACUGAGCUAUUGUUUGUAGCGUUACACCGAAUUCCGUUUAGUUCUAUGUCGUCGUAAAAUUUACGUACUUUGGGACGAGGUCAGUUGGUUACUGAAGUCAGCUUAAACCCAAGCAAGGAUAGUUUUUAAAUAGCUGAGUUAUGUAACGUUAGGAAGCCCAGCUGAGCUUAAUCAGUUUUGGUUUUGAAGUUCCCGUUGAAAACAUGAAGGACAAUCCGCUCUGACAGCACGUUCAGCCCCUGUGAGAGAUGGAGGAGCUCUACACUUUAGAGAAGGAGGUUGGACGAGGCAGCUAUGGUGUCGUCUUUGAAGGCCAUGUGGCCAAAACGGGACAGAGGGUGGCUAUCAAGCGUCUGCCCUGCAGCAACCCGGAGUGCAUUGAACUCUACUUGCAAGAGCUGUGGGCCAUGAGAGCCACAGCCAGGAACCAUGUCAAUGUCAUCGCACUCCACAGCUGCCUCCUGCAGACAGGGCCAAGGAGUUUGAAGACCCUAAAACCAGGGAAACUGCCUCUACGUCUAGUUGAGAGCGUGCUGAAGGGCAGUGUAGUCGGACCACCACGAGGUCAGGAAAGGGAUAAUUCCCAGUCCAACACUCAGAGGAGGACUAACUCUGUCUCCAGACUUCAGGACAGGACCAAUACUUUGCAGGCCAGGGCAAAACCCCAGGAUAAGACUAAAUCAACUCCAUCUGAUACUACAACCCCACAAAGGCCUCAAAACAGAGCCAGGAAGAGACCAGCCGAGAGGGAGGACGAGCAGCCGGGACCCCUGCGCUGUUUGGCUCUCUGGCUGGUGAUGGAGUACUGUGACGGGGGCGACUUGAAUCAGUACCUGCUCUCCAGGCCACCAGAUGCCCAGCGUGACCACAAUGUGGUGCAGCAGCUCAGCAGUGCUGUGGCCUUCCUGCAUAGCCUGGGAAUAACCCAUAGGGACCUGAAGCCCGACAAUGUGUUGGUCUCUGUUACACCAAAAGGCCCCAUUGUCAAGGUGGCAGACUUUGGUCUGAGCAAGAUGAGCGAGGGCUGGAUGGAUGGUGCUCUGACCAGGCAGCACUUUUCCUCCACCUGUGGCUCUGACUUCUACAUGGCUCCAGAAGUUUGGGGUGGACUGACCUACACAGCCCAGGCAGACAUCUUCUCCCUGGGUGUGAUGUUCUGGGCCGUCCUGGAGAGAAUCACCUUUGUGGAAGAAGGAACCACACAGGAACAACUCGGUGCUUACGUGUGUAAGGGUCGCUCAGGCUGGUUGAUGCCGCUCGGGGAAGCUUUGUGGGAGAACGCUGACCUCCAGCUGUGUAUCCCUAUGAAGUUUAAGAGAGCGCCCCCGCUGCCACCCCCUCCUGGUCCAGCCAUGUGCGCCCUGCUUUUAGACAUGCUUGCCUCAAACCCGGAUUCUCGGCCCCCUGCAGACCAGCUGGAGGCCAGAGUGCGCUCUGCUCUGGAAGAGGACUCCCACUGACUCUUAAGAGACCACAGUGGCUAUAACCACUAUAGCCACUACAUGUAUAUAUUGAGUGUGGGACCCCCUGACUGCAGUGCUUCCUGCAUGUGUAAAGAACAGCCACUUGGCUGCAGCAGAAAAGAGGGGAUACGAGUGCAGAGCAACUCACAAGCCCGAAAUUAUUCAUACCCCUGGCAAAUUUUGACUUGAAGUUACUUUUAUUCAACCAGCAAGUUGUUUUUUUUGACCGGAAAUGACACAAGCUUCUCCCAAAAGAUAAUAAGACGAUGUUAAAGAGGCAUCAUUGUUGAAAAAAUGAUUUCUCAGUUUUUAUUUACAUUUGAACAAAAAGUGGCAUGUCCAUACCCUUUUCAAUAAUCAAUAGAAAAGCCUUUAUUGGCCUUUUCCAAUUAAGAAAAAACUUGCUGAUUGAAUAAAAGUAAAUUUAAGUCAAAAUUUGCCAGGGGUGUGAAUAAUUUCGGGCUUGACUGUAUGUAUGAUAGUAUGUGAUUGCAGGUGUUAUUUCUAUCAGUGAAACAGCAGCUCGGGUUAUAAACUGUACAGGAAAAAAAGGGAAAUAAGGAUGAACUAGUAGAGGUCCGGUUGAGCCCUUUGGGCCGCUAGUGGAAACCAGAUCUUGGACCCCCGACUGCACUGUAGCCAAUACAGUACACGCACCGGUAUUCAAACAAGUCCAUAUAGAGAUCCACUGGGACUUACUCCAGUUGUAUUUGAUGUAAGCACCAUGCUGUUUGUUGUAGGUCUUGAAUAACAGUCUUAUUCUUAUUAUUAAUGUGUAUAUGGCUAAAAUGUAACGCUGCUGUAGCUCGAUGUUUAGCGGGUCUGCAGUAUUUACGCUACGCCUGAUUAUUGAUGCUUCAGAUUUAAAUUUUACUCAAAUAUCACAAACCACGCCAUUGAUGUAGCAUGUACAGUCCACUGGGCUUCCUGAUGAGUGAGUGACCACUUGUCCAUUAUAAAGCAUAGUAAAAACAUCUUUGGGACACUAUUAAAUAAUUCUUAAUAGCCAUCGAGACAGGUGUUAUUAUGUCAUAAGGUGUUUCUAGUAUUAUUCCUCAGAAUACAGUGUGUGUGAAUGAGGUGGACGAUAUAUUUUGCAUUAUAUUAUCUCCUGCAGGUGCUUGUAAUUUUCUGAUCUCUGUGUGUAUUUAAGAUUUUUGUUGCAGGAAUAUUUCUUAAAUAUUGAUGUAUUUCAUAUUAGUUUAAUACAUGAACUUAAAAUGUUUCUUUAAAGGGUUUCUUAUUUUAAAAAUAAAUUAUUUCCUCAUUACACCAGUUUGAUGUUUUAAAGCUUUUGUUUUUGAAAGUUAGUUUCUGUGUGAGCAUCGUUUUGUGAUAUCAGCACUGCAAACUAAAGUGCACACAGUGACUAACGAUUACUAAUAUACCAACCCCCCCCCCCCCCUGUGAACAGGAAAUUAAAGCCAGGCAUUAGGCCUGUUGUUGAUCAUAUCCAUGCUGAGACCACAGCAUUUAUUACUGGUCAUCAGUCUUAGUCACUGACAGUUCAUAUCUUAGAUGACCACUUAUUUUUCCGCUCACAUGCUUGAAAAAAGGAUAUUUAUUAUCACUAUGUAUUGUCAAGAAACCCCAUUUUUAAUGUAAUGUCAUUUAAAUAAACAGGAAAUUUUAACCUA
Molecule: messenger RNA, 3117 nt
Organism: Thunnus maccoyii (southern bluefin tuna)
Lineage: Eukaryota; Metazoa; Chordata; Actinopteri; Scombriformes; Scombridae
Product: Serine/threonine-protein kinase pdik1l-B-like
Exons: 4
Coding region: 266-1477 (403 amino acids)
Biological process (GO): autophagosome organization; positive regulation of autophagy; protein autophosphorylation
Cellular component (GO): cytoplasm; autophagosome
Molecular function (GO): ATP binding; protein serine/threonine kinase activity
Source: RefSeq, a predicted model, not a curated record